ACUCAGCGCCGACCACACGCAUGAUUUCAAACUCAACGUGAGUUGAGUUAUUAGUCUAUUAUGCCUGGCUCGCGGAUAGUUGCAAUCUAAUUUUCGAUCGAUCGCCUAUAUACCCAAUGUGCAUAUUCCGGAAUAAAUUUACCACAUAGCUAGUUGUAACCAGUGAUAUCGACAUGGAUUUAUAAUUAUCAAAACAUAGUUAAAAUUAAUAUAUAAAUGACCUACAUACUUCAGUUAAUCGUAAUCGUAUAUACAAGUUUUUAAAAUUUUGGUUAAAUAACAGAUAUGACAAUAAAUUCGUAUAAUAAAGUUAUGUGCAUUCAAGUUUAAGUGCCCGCAAUGCCCUUGAACUUACGUUGAUAUAACAUAGAAAUUAAAAUUGUACUGCAACUGUAAUAAGUUUUUCAAUUUAAAGAAUUUGGAAUGGGUCCCGCACAAAGAGAAGUCGAAGAGGCUCUUAUGAUAAUUAUAAAUAUUGUAAAUGUUGCCUAAUUGAACAAGAAGAAAAAAACAAAACAAGAAUAAGUCCGAUGGCAAACACAGACUUAACCCAAUCGCGGUCUUCCUCGCCCAGUCAUCAACAGGACGAAUCAAAUUCAGGCGCUCGCGCUCCAAGUCUAAAGCCGCAUUUCGUGACUGGCACCUAUCCCCUUCGCGGAUCGCUUGGCAGCACCGGCUGUGGGUCAACCAAUACGACAAUCCCUCGGCAGACGCCUCCUCAGGUGACCACCAUGGCCUUGGAACAGUAUCGCUUGCAGUUGUACAAUUAUGCACUUAACAUUGAGCGUCUAAGGUGUCCCCAAUACGCGUCUGCUGCGGGAUCGGGCGUUGGCUCGACGGCAUUGCCCACUUGGCUACAUCCAUACAGCUCUCACUGUGCAGGAGCUGGAAACCGUCUGGCAACGCUAUCGACGAUCUCGCUGUUCCCUCAGUCUCAGCGCAUUUUUCAGCCAGAGGAGCCAAAGCCACAGCACAGCUAUAUUGGACUUAUUGCAAUGGCCAUUCUGAGCUCCGCUGAAAUGAAACUAGUGCUUUCAGAUAUUUAUCAAUAUAUUUUGGAUAACUACCCGUACUUUCGGACCCGUGGGCCCGGCUGGAGGAACUCGAUCAGGCAUAAUCUAUCCCUAAACGACUGCUUUAUCAAAUCUGGGCGCAGUGCGAAUGGCAAGGGCCAUUACUGGGCUAUUCAUCCCGCCAACAUGGAUGACUUUCGCAAAGGUGACUUUCGGCGACGGAAAGCCCAGCGCAAGGUGCGCAGGCACAUGGGGCUCUCCGUUGAUGAUGCCAGCACAGAUUCCCCGAGCCCGCCUCCAUUAGACUUAACCACACCACCACCUCCCGCCGCGCAGGCAUCAAUGCAGCUCGCUGCCCUGAACUAUCCCUACCAUCAACAAUACAUUGGUCAGUUCUUUGGUCGCAGUGUCGUUGGUGCUUCCCAUCCCCCCUGCAAUCUGCCCCAAUACACGGCUGCAGCCACAGCUCUCCAGCGGCAGCAGAUCCACAUUCAGCAGCAGCAGCAGCAGCAGCAGCAGCCAGAGCCAAGAUUGGAUCCAAGCUAUCAGCUAUCACAGCACCCGCACCCACAUCAGCAUCUGCCACAAUCCCAUCAUCAGCAUAUAGCUUACAUCAACUCUACAACGACGACCACAAUUGCAAAUCUGUAUUCGCAGACGCGAAAACGCCAGUUUGAUGUCGCCUCGCUUCUUGCGCCAGAUGUGCAGAUUGUGGAUAUUGUUGAAGAUGAGGACUCAUCGACCCAGACCCAGCAUACGGUUAUCACAAAGGUACAAGUAAAAAAACAGCAAAUGAUCCACCGCGAAUUGGUUGUGGAGCGACAAAGUCCCAGCACUAACCCAAAUACUGCUGAUGGCGAUGUGGAUGCAGAUAUUGAUGUUGACGGAUUUGGUGAUGGAGACGUUAAUGAGUUGCAAGGCCAGGAUGCAGGGCAACACCAAAAGCACAUGAGCCACCCAUUAAGAAGCCAAGUCAUUCAGCAUAUGCUCUUGCCUGAUGACACUAAUUCGUACCUUAGCGAUGCCAGGCAAUCCAUAUUCGAUGCGGACAUUGAAGAGCAGGAGCCCCACAAUUUUUCAGUUUCUGUUUCUGUUUCCCCGCCAUUGGACAGCUCGGCGGCGAGCAGUAGCCAACAGGACUCGAAUUCUUUAGAGGAAUGCCCCCUAGCAGCGGCUUCUGUUCCAGGACUAUUGAGCGAAUCGGCCACACCAGCACACACAUCGCCGUUGGCAAUGGCAAUGUCGCUGCCAAAUGCCUAUGUGGAACUUAAUAGUGUCGAUCCCCAGCUCCUGAGCAAAUACUACGACACAUAUAUGGCAGCAGCAACUCGUCGAGCUAGUCUGGAAGCAUCCAGAGCCCAAUCGAAAACUAUGACCACUCCCCCGCCUAUAGAACUGUUACCUAAUAAAUCUUAAUCCAAGUACCGUUUGGUCAAGCCAUAAUAUUCGACACUGGAAUACUAUACAUAAGUAGACACUGAUCCCACCCGGUAAUGAUGAAUGAAUUAAGAAUAUGUUACUCGCAGCCCAGUAAAAGAGGACUCGUGAGAAUAAAAAUGUUAGCUCUCAUAAGUGCAGAAUACUUGUGAAAAUAAAGUCUUUAAAUAAUGUUUCCGUUUAAAGGGGGCUCUCUUAUCUAGUUAAAGAUAGUUAAAUCCCAUUUACUGAUGUCAUCCCUUGUCACAACACACGUAAAGCAUAAAUAAAAUCCUUAUCCUAACCUUUUUAUGUCGAAAA
This is a messenger RNA of Drosophila virilis, 2750 nucleotides long. RefSeq names its product forkhead domain 102C (gene fd102C). Gene Ontology annotation, molecular function: DNA-binding transcription factor activity, RNA polymerase II-specific; RNA polymerase II cis-regulatory region sequence-specific DNA binding. Lineage: Eukaryota; Metazoa; Arthropoda; Insecta; Diptera; Drosophilidae. The record is from RefSeq and is a predicted model, not a curated record. Gene Ontology annotation, biological process: anatomical structure morphogenesis; regulation of transcription by RNA polymerase II; cell differentiation.